AUGCUCUCCUGGUCAACGUACGUGGCAUCUCUGCAUCACAUGCUUUCAACCACUAACAACCACCCAGAAUUCAAUCUCUCCUCAUCUUCUUCGGUCCCUGGUUCAUUCCCAGAGCAAUCGCCUACUACCGAGCAAUAAGAAACCGCCCAGCAUCCCAAAUCAAAUCACUCCCACAAAAGACCUCCUACGGCCUGACCAUCCUCUUCAUCUCCGGAAUCAUCGCCCUCGUCGGCACUCUUCCCGCCUUCCAACCGGAAAACAUCUUCCGAACAACCCAAUCCCGCCUGCAAACAGCCACCGGAGUCCUCCUGACCCGCCUCGCCGCCGUUAGGCCACUCACCUCCAAAGACGAAACUCUCCGCCGACUCUUCGAGACAGGAGGCCUCCAAGCCCGUCUCCUCUACGCUCGCUACGGUCCCACCAUCCUCCUCGCCAACCCCCUCACAACGCUGGGAACCCUAGACGCCUCCAAAUUUCACCUCCUCUACGCCCUCCCUUCCCUCCUCGCCCCACACAUCCUCCACUUUUUCGCCCUGGGUAUAACAACCUCCACUACCCUCUCCGGCUCCGAACCGGCAAGAUGGCGCACAGUCGCCACAAUAGCCGCUCUCAUCCUCCCCGCAGCGGAAAUCUACUACCUCUCCACCACACCCCAAGAUCCCCGCCAGACCGAACUCAACUUCCUGGCAUGGAAAGUCCCCAUCUACCGCGGUCUCGCAAUCGCAUGUCUCGACUCCCUCCUCGGCCUCGCAAUCUAUCUCCAAUCCACAAACCGCGCCUUCCUGAACCCUCCUUCCCCUUCCCAACAGCUCCUCGCGCAUACCUCCCGCUUGGAGACUCUCCUCGCCAGUACUCGCAAACUAGGCGUCAUCCGAAACGCCACCGUCCGCGAUAAAGACAUGCGGAGGAGGGUACAGGAUUACUGGUUCCAGGAGAGUGAAGUGAUGAAGGACGUGCACGAGGAACCGGAAGUUCUGGAAGCGCAGAGGAACGCUUUGCGAAGGUUGGAUAUGGUGAAGAUUGGACGGGAAGUGGAGCAAUUUGUUACGAAUAUCCUGGGAUCCGAAGGGCCGAGACAUGGAGGAGCACCGCCUGUACCUGUUCAUGCGCCGGGGACGGUGGCCUCCGUCAUAUGA
Molecule: messenger RNA, 1136 nt
Organism: Lecanosticta acicola
Lineage: Eukaryota; Fungi; Ascomycota; Dothideomycetes; Mycosphaerellales; Mycosphaerellaceae
Source: the annotation of a GenBank genome assembly